UCACUCCUGGUCCGCUGCUGCAGACCUAUACACAACAAACACCAGGCAUGGCUGGAGAAACCGAUCAGUCCUCUUGAUCAUCUGUCUCACCUUCAGUCUCGUCCUGAGCUCCAUCCUCCUCCUCUACCUGCUCUAUGUCCUGCAGUACGGCCUGAUGGUGGCUGCUGGGAUAGCAGGCUCCUUUUGGGUGGUAGUGGGGGCCUCUCUGUUCCUCUCUAAGAGGGUGCGGUGCUUUGGGGUUCUGUUUGUGCUGUCUUGUGGGAUGAGGCAGGGCCGGAACGUUCUCAUCACCGCUGGGACAAGUUUGGUGGUUCUCAAGAACGUCCAGAACACGCUGGAGAACAUCACAGGGCUCAGUAGGAGUAUGGUGUGCAACCUGCAGGCCAAGAGGGUGUCCAUCGACACCACGCCGCUCUGUAACUACGUCAGGAUGUUGAGAUGGGUCGGCGACGUACUCAGAGCGUUCACAGACUUCGGGGUGGCGGAGUUGGUUUCUGAUCUGAAGGUCACGUCAGAAGGAGACACUGAGAAGUUGAGGGACAGGCUGGUUGAAGCUGAGAGGACUCUGAAUGGAACUGCAAAGAGCAUCCGGGCCGCGGUGGACACGCUGUUCUCUGUAAGUCAGAGACUUUUCCCUGCCUUCAGUUUCCUCCUGCUGAUGGGCUUCACAGUGCUGCACUUGAGGAGAUAUUGCCACAACAAGAAAUAUGAAAAUGUGUACAUAACCAGGACUUUCAUAAAUUUUGAUGAGAAGCAGAAGGCAGAAGGAAGGCCUCCAGUGCUCCCCCUCACGCCGAAGGAGGCUAGACGCUACAUCACCAUCCCUUCCCCUCGACUCAGUGCCACGGAAGGGAAAACCAUGCUGAAAUUCAGUUUCCCAGUGUUCACCCAUUGUCUAGCCUGGGAAGACAUGUCCAUUAUUGGUGUCCCCAUUUCAGAGGAGAUCAACAGGAGGGAUUUCUCCUACCAGGUGUCCAUCUUUGAGAAGAGUUGCCUUCCUAAACCUAGAUUAGUACUCUAUGACUCCAUCCUACCUCUGGUUGUGUUACUAGCUGCCCUUCUCAGCAUGGCCCUGAUGUCUGCCAAGCUCACACAGAUCAGGCUCAUGGUGUGUGAGCAGUUCUUCUCCACCAAUGCUGAGGAGAGGGUGGAGUUUCUGCAUGCUAAGAUCCUGAAGAAGAGAUCAAGAAAGGAAGGGAACGGGAAAGCUGAGGAAAGCAGUCUGAGAUCCCUCAUCAAGAAGGUCUGCAUAAUCCAGAGAUCAUUGAUAAACAUUGAUGGAAACCUUAGAAUGGUAUAAUACUGUAUAUUACAUAGAUGUUCUUAUGUGGCCUAAAGUACUGCACAUUGUCAU
Salvelinus namaycush (lake trout) is the source of this 1354-nucleotide messenger RNA. RefSeq names its product dendritic cell-specific transmembrane protein-like. The record is from RefSeq and is a predicted model, not a curated record. NCBI's taxonomy places the organism in Eukaryota, Metazoa, Chordata, Actinopteri, Salmoniformes, Salmonidae. Bases 155 to 1300 code for a protein of 381 amino acids. The transcript has 2 exons. Gene Ontology annotation, cellular component: membrane.